Molecule: messenger RNA, 3778 nt
Organism: Trametes versicolor FP-101664 SS1
Lineage: Eukaryota; Fungi; Basidiomycota; Agaricomycetes; Polyporales; Polyporaceae
Exons: 11
Coding region: 1-3588 (1195 amino acids)
Biological process (GO): actin cortical patch localization; endocytosis; plasma membrane tubulation
Cellular component (GO): actin cortical patch
Molecular function (GO): protein binding; lipid binding
Source: RefSeq, a predicted model, not a curated record
AUGAUCCAUCUCGAUCACAAUCACGCCGCCUCCCUCCCCGCACACGCCAGCUCCCCAAGCCUGAUCCUCGCAAACUCCCCGCAUGCUGAUCAGGCCGCUGCCUCCCCGUGGUCGUCCCCCUCGCGUGAUCCCAGACCGUUCUAUCCGGAUUCCCAGGACCACGCCCCGCCAGAGCCCUCUGAGCAGCCUCAGCCCGCGCAGGACGAGCCGCAGGACGAGCCGCAGGACGAGCCGUCGCUCCCGCAUUCGGCUGGCCCAGGCGCCCCUACCGACUCCCAGAAUCCGCUUUCUCUUUCUGAGCCAUCGCCACGCAGUACGGCAGACGCGCGCUCACCGCCUCCCGACAGCAACUCCUCGCUGACGCCCCCUCCGGAUGCCGCGACUCCCAAUCCAGCGACGGAGGCCCCAUCACAACCACCCGAGGACACGACGGACACCGCUGGUAUGGCCGAGCAGGCUGGAGCACAGGGAUCGGAAGAGGUCGACAAGGCAUCUCGUCAGUCCACUCCUCUCAGCGAACUGUCAUCAGCCCCCGAGACCGCACCAGACGACGAGAACACUGGCGGAGACGCGCAGUCCAAUUCCAAAGACUCUGGUGCAGACGCAGGCGAUGCCGGGGCUUCCUCUUCGUCGCAGCAGUCGUCGUCGACCAAUCACAACCAACAAAAUAUCUCUGCGCGAUCCGCGGGGUCAGGUGGCGACCAGAGUGCGAGUACAGGCGGUCAAGCCCCUAAACAGGGCUCGGACGCGCCGUCGCUUGAUCCUAAAGUGGUCAGCAUCUUGGAGCUCAACUCGCUAUUGCUCAGGGUAUCUAUGGACUUCCAAGCGCGAGGCGUGCCCAUGACGGACCAAAUCUUUCAUCAGUACUCAUUAAGACUGCAAUCCAACCUGACGUGGAUAGCAGCCGCUGCGGAUGAAAACCACAAAGUCAGCCAAAGUCUUAUGGCGCUCCCCAUCAUGACACCACCUCCAGUCGUGGAGUUCGCGGAGAUGGACCGUAUUAUGCACGUAUAUCGCGAGCUCCCGAACAUCUUCUCCAAGGAGCUUGCACGUCGACAGCAAGCCGCCGGUCCCGGGGCCAUGAAUGGCAACGCGAAGCGCGAGCGUACGGAAGAGCCCUUUGACAACGCACACAAACGGCGUGACACUGGCGAGACCAAGGCGCAGACGCCAUCGGGGUUCUCGACGCCCGGAGCAGGCCCGUCUACGCCACUUCCUCCGCCACAGCUCAUGUCGCAAAACUCCAGCCAUUCAAACAUGAACAUGUCUAGCGGCCCAGUGCAGCGUAUGAGUAGUCCAUCUAUGCCGCCCCCGCCCGUGCCACCCGGUGCGAUGGGGCCAAACGACGCUCAGGUCGCCGCGAUGCGUGCGCGGCAGCUGCAAAUGCGCCAGGCCCAACAACAGCAGGCCCAGCAGCAACAACAGCAGCAGCAGCAGCAGCAACUACAACAACAGCAUAGCGAGAGCAGCCGGCAGAUGUCACCACCCGCAGGAAUGGGGCCACAGCACGGCGGGGCGGGGCCGUCGCCAAUACCGACGCUAUCGCAGCUCACCCCCGCGCAGCUCGCGAAUCUGCAGAGUAUGGGCCCGAUGGCCGUACAGCAUUUCCAGGUGCUUCAAAAUCCGAGUCAUCCGUUCAUGCAGUAUCUGGUGAGCCAGGUUCCCGGGUUCAUGUCGUUGCCGACCAUGGACAAGCUCCAGAAGAUGCAAGUCGCGCAGACCAUGCUACAAGCCCGUCGACAAGCCCAGGCCCAGGGUGGAAACGGCGGAUUCCCCCAGGGUCCCAUCGCUCCCCAACAUUCCGGAGAAGGAAGCCCGUCACGAAUGUCACCCGUACAGCAGCAGCAGUCACCCAUGCAGCAGUCAUUCCCCUACGGCAGCGGUGGCGGCGGCGCCCCCAACGAGUCGCGCAUGAUGUUCACGCCCCAGCAGCAAGCAGCACUAGCGCAGAUGAACCCGCAGCAGCGACAGCUCCUCCUCAUGCAGCAGCAGAUGCUCCGCGGGGGUGGCGGCGGCGGAGGCGGCGGCGGGAACGGCAUGAACCCACAAGCGAUGGGCCAGCAGCAGAUGAUGCAGGAGCGGAUGCGGCUGGAGCAGCAGCAGCGCAUGCAGGCUGCCGCCGCCAGCCAAGGCGGCUCGCAGAACAUGGGCGGCAUGGACGGCUCGCAGUUCCCCGCGCUCCGCUCAAAUCCAGGCAUGCCUGGGAUCGCCCGCAGUGCGCGGACCCCAUCCGAGUCUGGUCCUUCACCGGUCUCGCAGCACCGGAUGGGCGGCGGCGGCCAGAGCCCAGAAGAGCAGCACCAGCGCGCGAUGAUGAUGCAGCAGGCGCAGGCCCAGCGCGCGAUGGCCAUGGGCGGCGGCGGCUUCCCCGGCGGGCAACAGCAGUCUGGCGCACAGGGCUGGAGCCAGAACGGCAUGGGCCAGAUGCAGCAGCAGCAGCAGCAGAUGGGCAUGGGCGGGCAGAGCCAGUACGGCAUGGUCUCCCCCCCAGGCUCGGCGGGCGGGUCUGGCGGCGGCGGCGGGUUCCCGGGCAUGGGUGGGGCGCCGUCGCCCGCCGCGUCGGGCAACGGCGGUCAGAUGUGGAGCCAGGGCGGGGGGCAGUUUGGAGGCGGGCCGUUCAUGGCGCCGUCGCCGUCGGCGAGCCAGCACGAGGGCAUGACGCCCGGGCGCGGCGCGUCGGGGACGCCGGGGCCGCACCAGCAGAUGCAGGGCAGCCCGACGGCGGACCAGGCGGGCCUGAACGACCUCGAUUUCUUCAACUGGGGACACUGUGAGAGAGCACGGUACUUCGCGUCCCGCCCGGACCUUUUCAACGGCUCCGGCUCGGGAGAGAGCAGCACGGGAGGCAUGAACGGCGUCCCAGCAGGACCGGCGGGCAGGGCCCAGAACGCUGCAGCGUCCGCGGUGUCAAGCGCGUUCUCCCAGGCCGCGAACCGCUCCGCGGACGCCAACGGGUGGAAGCGGCCUAACCCGGCUGCGACAGCGGAGAUCGGCAACUCGGUGGGGCGCGUGGCGGCCGCGGCCGCGGCGCUGAAGCUGAACCCAGGCGAGCAGACCCCAAGCGGGAAUGGCGGGUUCCCGCGUCCACCUGCGAGGAGGAUGAACACGGGCUCGUCGAACGAAGAGCCACCCCCACCAGAGCAUGCUAAGCUCACACCCACAAGAAAAUUCGGCGACGUCGACAUGUCGUCGGGCAAGAACAUGUUCAACUCCCUGCGGAACUCGACCGCCGCGAAACACGCAGCGCCCGCGCAGGUCGCCCCGCCGACCCCGCCCGCGUUCCAGCGCAAGAACGACUUCGCCCCACCGCCGAGGCGCGUGCCGUCCACCGGCUCGUCGCGCUCGUCCGUCAUCUCGAACUCCGCGCCUCCACCGCCGAUUCCGCGGCGGACGCAGGAGCCGGAGCCGGAGGAGAGCGGGGAGUGGGCGGAGGCGAUGUAUGACUACCAUAGCGAGGACCCGGGCGAUCUGGACCUGCAGGAGGGCGUGCGGGUGCUCAUUUUGGAGAAGACGUCGGAUGAUUGGUGGACAGGGGAGAUCGACGGUCAGCGGGGACUCGUUCCCGCGGCGUACGUCAAAAUUCUCUAGUUCCCGACAUGACUGAAAAACCCUGCUGCUACGAGCGCCGUUGCCGUCUGCCACUAGACUCUCUUUACCCCAGGACUUCUUGUGUCUUCCUUCCGUUCAUCAUCUAUGUAUAGUGGCACAUAUGUACUCCUGACGACUCUUUGUCUCUCUAUCUUAUAUUAGGCUGAUGCAAGGAUUAUUUGCAUACCCC